AUGUUUUUACAUUCGCUCACAGCUCCAGAAGUGUCGGAAAAGAGAAAGAAGAAGAAAAAGAAGCACUCUGAUGAAGGUCAGGACAUUGCAGCUGACAUUGUUGAACCGAUGGAGGGUAAAAAGGAGAAGAAGAAGAAAGAGAAGAAGGACAAGGUUGUAGAAAGUGAAUUUACGGACCAGAAAAAUGUCAAGUCGGAGAAAAAGGAUAAGAAACGGAAGGACAAGCAACCUGCCGAAAAUGUUGUCUCUCAGUCAGGGCCCUCGAAUGAAUCUUCUACCGCUUCCUCGUCCACCCCAGCAGAGAUUUCUGCUUUCCUUACUAAACACAACAUCACCAUCCAUGUUCCUUCUUCGUCUCCACCCGUGACACCAUUUAUCCAUUUCUCUCAACUUCCUAUACCUGACCCCCUUCGAACCUUCUCAGCCAAGUUCAAGGAGCCUUCUCCUGUUCAAGCAUGUACCUGGCCUCCGGCUUUGGAAGGCAAGGACGUUGUUGGCAUAGCAGAAACAGGUAGUGGGAAAACUCUUGCGUUUGGUGUUCCUGCCUUAGCCCGUCUUAUAUCUUCUCCGCCCCCUCCACCGUCAAAGUCUAGUCCGACAAUAACAACGCUGGUUCUUGCCCCUACUCGGGAGUUGGCCUUACAGACGCAUGAAGCACUCGAGGGUCUAGGAGAACAGUUUGGUAUCGCUAGCGUCGCAGUGUUCGGUGGUGUCCCGAAGGAGGGUCAAGUAAAGAUGCUGAAAAACUUGCACAAGGCCAAUAGUAAGCUGGUCACCAGGAUCAUCGUUGGUACACCUGGACGAAUACUGGACUUGAUGAGUGAAGGCGCCUGCGAUCUAAGCGGAGUUAACUUCCUUGUUUUGGACGAAGCCGAUCGUAUGCUCGACAAAGGAUUCGAAAAUGACAUUCGCAAAAUCAUCUCACAAACAAAACCCCAAAAGGAGAGGCAAACUCUCAUGUUCAGUGCUACUUGGCCAGAAGCUGUUCGUAAACUCGCUAGUACAUUUCAGAACGACCCGGUGCGAGUGACAGUCGGUAGCGAUGAUCUUACAGCGAACAGUCGUGUUGAGCAGGUCGUUGAAGUGUUAGAUGACAGUCGGGGUAAAGAUUCACGUCUCCUCAAACACCUCCGUGCGCUCGGUCACAAGAAGGCCUCAACAGAUACCGAUUCACGUAUCCUGGUAUUCGCGCUGUAUAAAGCUGAGGCAUCCCGGGUUGAGGGCAUGCUCCGACGAGAGGGAUACUCUGUGGGAGCACUUCACGGUGAUCUAUCACAAAAUAACCGGCUCCAAGCGUUGGAAGAAUUCAAGUCUGGAAAGACUGGAUUACUAGUCGCGACCGACGUCGCUGCUCGAGGCUUAGAUAUACCUAAUGUUGGCGCGGUCAUUAACUAUACAUUCCCUUUAACCAUCGAGGACUAUAUCCAUCGUAUCGGAAGAACUGGACGAGGAGGGAAAUUCGGAAAAUCCAUUACGUUUUUCACUGGCGAAAAUCAGGAACGAGGCCUUGCUGGCGAACUUAGUAGGGUUCUCAACGACAGCGGUUUCUCAUGUCCUGAAUUGAAGAAAUUUCCUAUGACGAUAAAGAAGAAGGAACAUGGGUCAUAUGGCGCCUUUUUCAGAGAUGAUAUACCCACGACGACUAGAAAAAAGAUUGUUUUUUAG
Molecule: messenger RNA, 1665 nt
Organism: Lentinula edodes (shiitake mushroom)
Lineage: Eukaryota; Fungi; Basidiomycota; Agaricomycetes; Agaricales; Omphalotaceae
Product: P-loop containing nucleoside triphosphate hydrolase protein
Exons: 5
Coding region: 1-1665 (554 amino acids)
Biological process (GO): rRNA processing
Cellular component (GO): nucleolus
Molecular function (GO): RNA binding; ATP binding; RNA helicase activity
Source: RefSeq, a predicted model, not a curated record